Messenger RNA from Lecanosticta acicola, 1065 nucleotides. The record is from the annotation of a GenBank genome assembly. NCBI's taxonomy places the organism in Eukaryota, Fungi, Ascomycota, Dothideomycetes, Mycosphaerellales, Mycosphaerellaceae.
AUGCAUCGAGAAGAAGAACGAUUGCGGCACCAUGAAGAUGCCAUGCGCCAGCAUCUCGCCCAGUCCCAGCAGGGCCAGCAUCACAUCGAUCCUACUUAUGGACAACGCUCUCAUUCAGCCUCCUCUCACGGCUCUGCUGGAUCAGCCCGAGCUUACGCGCAAUACAUGGCCAUGCAACAAUACCAGUGCCCUUCUCCACCACCUCCUGCAGCCUACCCUGUCCCGCCACAAGCAAUGAACGGUCAUGCAACAGGUCAUAAUCCCGACCGACCACCCGUUCCAGACCCACCAGAUUUUAGCCAAACCACCAUCGCAGGCUACGAGCAACUCGCGCUCGAACUUUCCAGCACUGACUCGGCCGUCAAACCCAUCUAUCGGAAAUUCGAAUACCUCAACCAUCGCAUUCUCCUGCAUUUGCAAGAUGAACUCAGCGAGAUGGAAGAGCAACUACGCACUCUUGAUGAGAUUGUUGCUCAAAUGGAACCUUGUCCUCCGGAGGGACAGCCGCGACCUCCGGCUUCCAGGCGUGGAGACGCUUUCCAGGGAUCGGAAAUGCAUCAUCGACGGACUGCUCUGUUGGGGAGGAUCUUCUUGAAGACGGAACAGUAUAAUCGCGCCAUGGCUUCUUACAAUUCCAUGGGUAAGGACGCGAGGGCCGCCGAGAAGGAGGAAAUCGGUGUGUAUCGGGAGUGGUUGCAGCGGACGGGGCCCGUUCAUGAGGUUGAAACGAGGUUCUUGAUGAAGGAAGGGGAUCUUGUUGUUCCCGGCAGCAGCACCCGCGACGAAGAGAAGACGGAUGGCGUUGCUGCAUCGCCUCCUCAGCCUGUCUUAUCGACUUGCCUGCCGGUUGGGUUGAUGCUUCCGCUUGUGCUGUUUGCUUUCAUCCCGACGCUUGUGGGGAGGUUGUUCGUAACGAGUCUGAUUGCUGUUGGGGCGUUUCUGGUUGCUUCUACGACGGAGAUUCGAGACGUGAUGCCGUCGAGGGAGUGGGCUGUGUGUGCAGGGGUGUAUGUCUUGGUCAUGGCUUUCAUUGCGGGUGUCAUGCCGCAGUAUGGUGGUUCUUGA